AUAUCAGUCGCAGAAGCCCUUUACAAGCUUGAAGCAAGUAAAAAUAUACCUAUCCUCAAACUCACCGCAUUCAAUGGAAAUCCGUUGCGUAACGUGGAAUUUAUUGAGCAAAUUAAGAUCCAUAUUCACGAUAAACGCCACUUAACAGAUGACAUGCGUAUGGUCCAAUUAAAAAUGCACGUCACUGGCGAUGUCGCACGCACUAUAUCUGGCCUUGGAUCCAAGGCAUAAUCUACGCUACGGCGCUUAAAACACUUAAAGAUCAUUUUGGACAACCGAGUGUAAUUACUAGAGCAUUUAUAAGCAAGAUAACUGAGAGGAAGAAAAUCCAUCCGAACCACAGACAGUCCCUUCGUGACUUUUCCAUAGACAUUAUUAAUUGCUUAGCAACACUGUGGCAGAUUAAUUACUUUGCUGACGUAAACGCGAACGAUAAUCUGCGAAAGGUUAUUAGAUCCUUGCCAGAUGGCAUUAUCAAAAAAUGGAAAAAUGUGGCCACCGAUAUUCGGAAAAAAGGAGAAAUUCCUCAAAUACAGCACAUAAGCAAUUUCAUCAGAAAGAGAGUGAAAGCCGAAUUCGACCCCGAUUUUGGAGACGUA
Molecule: messenger RNA, 599 nt
Organism: Porites lobata
Lineage: Eukaryota; Metazoa; Cnidaria; Anthozoa; Scleractinia; Poritidae
Source: the annotation of a GenBank genome assembly